CACGGUUGCAUUCUGGGAAAGGGCAGUUUCCGUUAGGUGCUGGAGGCUGAGGCGCGCGACCGGCCGCAGUCCCACGUGAAGCGCGACGCGAGCAUCGCUCGGCGGGUCGCUCCCCGCUCGCCGCGGAGCGUUCCGGAAGCCGCCGGGAACCGGAAGUGGCCCGCGGCGGCUCAGAAGCUAAUCCCGGAGCCCGGUGCGAGGCGCCUCGGAGCGCGGCGACGGCGCUAUGUCCCUGAUCUGCUCGAUCUCCAAUGAAGUGCCAGAGCACCCGUGCGUGUCCCCUGUCUCUCACCAUGUCUACGAGCGGCGGCUCAUUGAGAAGUAUAUUGCAGAGAAUGGCACAGACCCCAUUAACAACCAGCCUCUGUCCGAGGAGCAGCUCAUCGACAUCAAAGUUGCUCACCCCAUCCGGCCCAAACCUCCCUCAGCUACCAGCAUCCCAGCCAUUCUGAAAGCCUUGCAGGAUGAGUGGGAUGCGGUCAUGCUGCACAGCUUCACUCUGCGCCAGCAGCUGCAGACAACCCGCCAGGAGCUGUCCCAUGCUCUGUACCAGCACGAUGCCGCCUGCCGUGUCAUUGCCCGUCUCACCAAGGAAGUCACUGCGGCCCGAGAAGCUCUGGCUACCCUGAAGCCGCAGGCGGGUCUCAUCGUGCCCCAGGCUGUGCCAAGCUCCCAGCCAAGUGUCGUGGGUGCAGGCGAGCCAAUGGAUUUGGGCGAGCUUGUGGGAAUGACCCCCGAGAUUAUCCAGAAGCUUCAAGACAAGGCUACUGUGCUAACCACGGAGCGUAAGAAGAGAGGGAAGACGGUGCCUGAGGAGCUGGUGAAGCCAGAAGAGCUCAGCAAAUACCGGCAGGUGGCCUCCCACGUGGGGUUGCACAGUGCCAGCAUUCCUGGGAUCCUUGCCCUGGACCUCUGCCCCUCCGACACCAACAAGAUCCUCACUGGUGGGGCGGAUAAAAAUGUCGUCGUCUUCGACAAGAGUUCUGAGCAAAUCCUGGCCACCCUCAAAGGCCAUACCAAGAAGGUCACCAGUGUGGUGUUUCACCCUUCCCAGGAGCUGGUGUUUUCCGCCUCCCCAGAUGCCACUAUCAGGAUUUGGUCGGUCCCGAACGCCUCUUGUGUACAGGUUGUUCGGGCCCAUGAGAGUGCUGUGACAGGCCUCAGCCUCCAUGCCACUGGUGACUAUCUCCUGAGCUCCUCUGAUGACCAGUACUGGGCCUUCUCUGACAUCCAGACAGGGCGUGUGCUCACCAAGGUGACAGAUGAGACCUCUGGCUGCUCUCUCACCUGUGCACAGUUCCACCCUGAUGGACUCAUUUUUGGAACAGGAACCAUGGACUCUCAGAUCAAGAUCUGGGACUUGAAGGAGCGCACCAACGUGGCCAACUUCCCUGGCCACUCGGGCCCCAUCACCAGCAUUGCCUUCUCUGAGAAUGGCUACUACCUGGCUACAGCGGCCGACGACUCCUCCGUCAAGCUCUGGGAUCUGCGCAAGCUUAAGAACUUUAAGACACUGCAGCUGGAUAACAACUUUGAGGUGAAGUCACUGAUUUUUGACCAGAGUGGUACCUACCUGGCCCUUGGCGGCACGGACGUCCAGAUCUACAUCUGCAAACAGUGGACGGAGAUCCUGCACUUCACAGAGCACAGCGGCCUGACCACGGGGGUGGCCUUUGGGCACCACGCCAAGUUCAUCGCGUCAACAGGCAUGGACAGGAGCCUGAAGUUCUACAGCCUGUAGGCCCUGCCCCUUCUGUCAGGAGCUGGGCCUCAUCUCAGUAGUGGGGUAGAGUUAGGGCUGGGGUGGGGGGAGGAAGGGGAGAGACUACUGGGGGGGGUCUGUGGGGCGGGACAUUCACAUCAUUUCACUCUGGUCUGGGUGGUGGCCUGAGAGCCGUGGAGGUGUGGACCACCCUCACCCAUGCAGCCUCCAGGCCCGACGGGAGUGGACAUGGGAGGCAGAACUGCCACCCUCUGAAGGCUCAGGGUCGGAGCCCAGGGCUCUCCCCUCGUCUCGGUCACUGAGUUGGUGGUGGUGGCCAUUCCACCCCCAGCUUGUUUCAGUUCUUGGGAGAUGGGGAGAGGCUGAGCCCAGGGAACUGUGAAGGGGUGGGCAUGAGGGCUCACGCAGGUUUUUGUAAGCAGUGAUCUAGUUUCAUUAAAAAAAGAAAAUAAUAAACAUAGCCACCUCCCCGUGUGUGUCUGUAGCAGGAACCCCCGAGCUGGGUGGGUCACCGGGAGGAGCACAAAGCGGGACACUGGCUCCCAGGGAGC
Molecule: messenger RNA, 2274 nt
Organism: Ceratotherium simum simum (southern white rhinoceros)
Lineage: Eukaryota; Metazoa; Chordata; Mammalia; Perissodactyla; Rhinocerotidae
Gene: PRPF19
Product: pre-mRNA processing factor 19
Biological process (GO): protein ubiquitination; mRNA splicing, via spliceosome; DNA repair
Cellular component (GO): cytoplasm; U2-type catalytic step 1 spliceosome; Prp19 complex
Molecular function (GO): ubiquitin protein ligase activity; protein binding
Source: RefSeq, a predicted model, not a curated record